UCGCGCCGCCAGCCGCCGGCGCCAUCCUAUAUGCUCGGGAUAUGUAUAGACCUAAGUAUCCGGACGGUUCGUUAUCCGGCGGCGGAAGGAUCGCGGAUCUUGCAAGGCUUCAAGCGGAUGGCCCAUCGCGACCUGACGGCGCGGUUCCUUGACCGACGGCUCGUAGCGCAGCGCCGCCAGACGCAUGGCACCAUGCGCUACAGUGGCGGCAAGCCAUAUGCAGCGGCCAAGACCUCGCAGCCCCUGCAACCGACCGACAUGGAAGCAGGCUCAGGCGCGCCAAAGCCCGCAUGGACGCGCGCCGUCGACUUGGCCAACGAAUGCACAGCGCAGCUGCAGCUCAAGCUCGACUAUUUGCAAAAGAUGCACACGCGCCGCCUUAUGGUUCGCUUUGACGAGUCCGAGAAGCAACAUGAUAUCGACAUUGACAGCAUAACGCAAGAGAUCUCCAAGCUCUUCCACAGCGCCGAGUCUGCGCUGCAAAAAGUCACGCGCGAGCCGUUGACUGCCUCGGGGUUGACAUCACCCGCCGAGCGCAACGUGCGCGUCAACGUCCAGCGCUCGUUGGCGAGCAAGCUGCAGGAGCUCUCGAGUCGGUACCGCCGAAGCCAGCGCGAGUACAUGGAGACCCUGCGCUCGCAGCGCAACGUCUCGGGCGACGUGUUCCAGUGGGACGCGACGGGGCAUACGAGCCAGGCGAUGUCACAGCAGCAGCACUUGCUACAUCUGGGCGAAGACGAAGCCAUGAUCCAAGCCCGCGAGCGCGAAAUUCAGAAAAUCGCCAAGGCGAUUGUGGAGCUCUCGACAGUUUUCAAGGACCUCGCCAACAUGGUCAUCGACCAGGGCACGAUCAUCGACCGCAUCGACUACAACAUGGAAGACGUCGUAACGCGCGUCCAUUCGGGGCUCAAGGAACUCCAUCGCGCCGAAAAGUUCCAGUACAAUACGCGGCCGACGCGCUGCAUCUACCUGCUGUUGAGCCUCAUCUCUCUCUGCUUUAUGAUCCUCCUCAUGAAACACGCGACGCCGUACGUGGAAUAUUGACACAGCUAAAGCGCUUACUCUGAUUUUGUUCGUCCUGUGUCG
This is a messenger RNA of Saprolegnia diclina VS20, 1086 nucleotides long. RefSeq lists its product as hypothetical. The record is from RefSeq and is a predicted model, not a curated record. Gene Ontology annotation, molecular function: SNAP receptor activity; SNARE binding. Lineage: Eukaryota; Oomycota; Saprolegniomycetes; Saprolegniales; Saprolegniaceae. Gene Ontology annotation, biological process: vesicle fusion; intracellular protein transport; vesicle-mediated transport. The transcript has 6 exons. Gene Ontology annotation, cellular component: endomembrane system; membrane; SNARE complex. Bases 31 to 1044 code for a protein of 337 amino acids.